AUGAAAAUAAACAAUGAUGCCCUCUAUGAUAGUAUUCCUGUUGUUGCAAAUCAGGAAGGAGAUUUAAAGAAUUCACAAAUUUCGGACCUAACAAAAAAGUUAAUGUGGUAUGCAUUUCCUUAAAUUAAUCAUAAUUCUACAAUUGCUAGUUUUGAUUAAACUAUGUUAUUUAUGGUUAAGGUAUAUUCAUUUCUAGCUGGAAUGAUCCUAAGUUUAUAUUUAAUGAUAGUAAUUCUAUAUUUCUGUGAUGAUUUUCGAUAGAGUUUGAUUUAAAUAGUUGAGUUUUAAGAAAAGCAUUAUUCAUUUUAUUAGACUUAAGCAACUAUUUUUUAUUGGAUAAACAUGAUGUUUACAAUAUGUCUUGGAUUUAUAAUAAACAUCUUUAAAUCAACAAGAGAGGUAUUCAACUUUAUUAAAUUAGUUUCCGUUUAAUAUCAUUUUUUACAUAGUAUUUUCAUUUUGUAUAGGCCUUCUAUUAGGAGCUCCUAUUGCAAAUAAUUUAAGUAUGCAUAAAUAAGGAUUCAUCAUAAUCUUAUAUUUAUUUUGUAUGACGAUUGGAACAUUUACAUGCAUUAUUAUUUUUACAUUUAAAAAACGUAUCCUAGAUAAAUCAAAUUGUAUUUUAUCACAAUCAUAUUUAGACAUACUUCUAGUGAUUUUUAUUGUUAUGAUUUUUUUGCUAAUUAUUUUUAUUUUUACCAUGAAAUCUUUUAUAGGAGUGUUAAUUGGGGGGGCAAUUUGUCAUGUAAUUUAUAGUUUUCUUAUGUUGUUUGAAGCAUAAAUGAUAAUGCAUGGAAAAGUAAUUAUAUUUUAAUGUGGUAGUUUUUGCUAAAAACAAACGAAUUUAUAAUUGGAGCGCUCUUAUUUUACAUUGAUAUGACCGUGUUUAUAUUAUAUCUAAGUGUUGUUGCCUCUGUAGCUUUAGUCAUUGGUAUCUGUAUAGCUCUGUGUAGCGCUUGUGCUCAUAUUAAGUGA
Molecule: messenger RNA, 975 nt
Organism: Paramecium primaurelia
Lineage: Eukaryota; Ciliophora; Oligohymenophorea; Peniculida; Parameciidae
Source: the annotation of a GenBank genome assembly